This is a messenger RNA of Aedes albopictus (Asian tiger mosquito), 1938 nucleotides long. It is a transcript of the gene MFS18, whose product is annotated as voltage-gated purine nucleotide uniporter SLC17A9. The record is from RefSeq and is a predicted model, not a curated record. Gene Ontology annotation, biological process: transmembrane transport. The transcript has 4 exons. Gene Ontology annotation, molecular function: transmembrane transporter activity. The coding region runs from base 355 to 1683 and encodes 442 amino acids. Lineage: Eukaryota; Metazoa; Arthropoda; Insecta; Diptera; Culicidae.
UAACGAAAGAAAAAAAAUCGACUGUCUUCUUUACUGAUGCUGCUACAUCCUAUAGGAUGAACUUUCAUUGCAAAACGCCACAGUGUUUCUCCUGUUCGAAAAGAAAAACAUUCACCGUGGCCGCAUAGUAUAGCUAAAUAGCUGCAGAACACCACUCUCUAUUAGUCUACUGCUGGUGACUACUAAAGUUUGUCUAGUUGGCGUUUAGUAUUAACGACAAUAUCGAGCUUGUGCAUCCGAAGACAAAUAAAAUCCUUUCAACCAUGAAAGAAUUUUAGAAAAGCGUACACUAGUAGGCUGUGAAAAUAUCGGACUGGAUUGGCUUAAAGGGGUAAUAAGAAACAAGGAAAAAUCAUGGUUAAGCCUACUCCGAUGGAAGAGAAGCUCAAGUAUUCGCUGCUGCGAGACUUGAACGAUAGCCAGAGUAUAUGGACCAGAAACGAGAAACGAACAUGGUUUCUGACGCUGCUGGCCGGAACCUGCAUGCUGUACUCAACGCGAACCACUAUGCCCCUACUGGUUCCAGCAGUAGCAUCCGAACGCAAAUGGAGCAAAACGGACUCCGGGACGGUGUUAAGUUCAUUCUUCUGGGGAUACACGCUAACCCAGGUGCUGGGAGGCUAUCUUAGUGAUAAAUUCGGCGGACAGAAGGUGGUACUGCUGUCCGCCAUCGGUUGGUCUCUCAUCACAUUCUGGAUGCCAAACAUCAUCACAUCGGCGUCGUACCUAUCGAGCUAUUCGAUUCCGUUCAUUGUGGCCGUCCGCAUCGUGAAUGGAGCCUGCCAGGGAGUGCAUUUCCCCAGCAUGAUUAGCAUCACUAGUCAAAACCUGAAUGCGUCGGAGCGAACGAGCUUCUUCAGCAUUCUCACGUCCGGAUCGGCACUGGGUACCCUACUGACCGGUAUCCUCGGGUCGUUCAUUCUAGACUACUUCGGAUGGCCGACCGUGUUUCGGGUCAUUGGAUUCCUGGGGUUGUCGUGGACACUGUUUUUGCGAUACUACACCAUGGCUACCGAUCGGAACCGGAUCAUCAAUCUGUCGCAACCAAGUCGGAUUUGUUCGAAGUUGGGCCACUCGGAAACGGUUCCUUGGCUGAAGCUGUUCGGCAGGACAUCCUUCUGGGCCUGCGUUCUGUCGCAUGCCUGCGAGAUGAAUUGCUUCUUUGUGCUGCUGUCCUGGCUACCGACGUAUUUCCACGAAAAUUUUCCACAUGCUAAGGGUUGGGUGGUGAACAUGAUUCCCUGGCUGGCCCUACCGCCCGUUACCAUCCUGGGCAAAGCGCUCACCGAAGCACUGAUCUCACGACAGUGGUCCCUGACAAAGAUCCGGAAGCUUGUGCAAAGCUUCUGCUUCCUCGGACAGAACGCCGCUCUGUUCAUCAUGUGUCACACCGAACAGUUCAACACUGCCCUGGCAUGCAUGUCAAUUAUAAUCGGCCUAUCCGGUUUUCACAACAACGCCGUUACCGUAAACCCCCAGGACCUAGCACCGAGCCACUCUGGAAGUGUAUUCGGUCUCAUGAACACCGUAGGAGCGAUCCCAGGAUUUCUGGGCGUCUACCUGGCAGGGCACAUUCUCGAACUUACACAAAGCUGGUCGGCCGUGUUCAGUACGGCAGCGGCCAUCAACACCGUCGGGUGGUUCGUCUUCACAAUCUUUGGAAGUGCCGAAGCGAUUAUUUAGGAGGAACAAACUUGAACCAGACGCGACGCGGAGGAUGAUCGGGGACGAUGGAAGACUUAGCGAAUUUUUUAACAAUUGUGUAUUUAUAGAUAUGGUGAAUAAAAUCCGUGACUCAUUCCUAGCUGCAAUUGAAAAUGUACCAAAACUGCGCUCUCGUCGAAGCGACGCGAGGUGCGAGACCGGAUUGGGUCGAAUAAAAUUUGUGAGCAUGAACAAUUUCCAGAAUAAAUCAUUUAAAACUGUAUCGUGAACGUA